Molecule: messenger RNA, 2006 nt
Organism: Dermatophagoides farinae (American house dust mite)
Lineage: Eukaryota; Metazoa; Arthropoda; Arachnida; Sarcoptiformes; Pyroglyphidae
Product: transmembrane anterior posterior transformation protein 1 homolog
Biological process (GO): positive regulation of cilium assembly
Cellular component (GO): ciliary basal body; endoplasmic reticulum membrane
Source: RefSeq, a predicted model, not a curated record
CACCAAUGAAAGAAAUAAAAAAUGAAUCAUCAUUAUCCAAACCACCGAAUGAUUCAAGUUUAUUGGAAUAUAUUCGAUGUGAACUAAAACGUGGCUAUCUACUACAGAAUGAUGAACAAAGAUAUCGUGAACGGAGAGAAAAAUUUUACAUUUUCCUUAAAAUUCCAUACAAAUUGGAAACUUUUUUAUUCUAUGGAUUUUUUCAAUGUGUUGACGCCUUUCUAUUUGUACUUACAUUUCUACCAUUUCGUUUAAUAUUGGCCUUAUUGUCAUGUUUAUUUCGUAUGACGCAUAUGAUAAUCAGAUUUUUUUAUACAUUCAAUUUGAAAAAAAGCUUUCAAACAGUAUCCAUAUUGAAUGCUGCCGAAACCUGUGAUAUACUCAAAGGAAUCAUUCUAUUUGUUUCAUUCUAUAUGAUUGAUAAUAUUGAAAUUUCAAUAUUUUAUCAUCAAAUUAAAAGUCAAUCAAUUAUAAAAUUGUACAUAUUUUUCAAUAUGCUCGAAGUUGCCGAUAAAUUAUUGUCAUCAUUCGGUCAGGAUAUAUUGGAUACAUUGUAUUGGACGGCCACUGAACCACAGACCAAAAAACGGCAUUAUAUUUUUAUAUUUUUUCACCUUUUAUUGGCCAUUUUUUAUGUUUUUGCCCACACCAUAUUAGUGCUACUACAAGCGACAACAUUGAAUGUUGCUAUAAAUUCAAAAAACAAGGCUCUCAUUACGAUUAUGAUGUCCAAUAAUUUUGUCGAACUUAAAAGUAUGGUUUUUAAAAAAUUUGAAAAAAACAAUCUAUUCCACAUGUCAUGUAGUGAUGUACGUGAACGGUUACAUUAUAUUGUAUUGUUGGCCGUGGUCAUCAUACAAACAAUGAAAGAAUAUAAUUGGUCUGAUCGUCAAUUAUGGAUUCUAUUGCCCGAUUGUUUAAUGGUUUUAAUGGUGGAAAUUUUUGUCGAUUGGUUCAAACAUGCAUUCGUAACAAGAUUUAAUGAAAUUUCCUACGAUGUUUAUGAAUAUUAUUCACUUUCAUUAGCAUAUGAUUUAGUUGGUAGUAAACUUAAAAGUGCUUUUUCCGAUCAUUCGGAUAUUGUAUCCAGACGUAUGGGUUUCAUUCCAUUACCGCUUAGCGUUUUAGUGAUGAAAAUUUUUUUCAGUUCAUUUCAUUUCAACGAUAUUUAUUCCUGUCUUUGUCUUUUGUUCCUAUUUUUAAGUAUCAUAACAUUUAAAUUGGUUGUUAAUAUUGUACUACUUGGACUUUCUUGUAAAUGGGUGGAAGAACAUCAAAAAUCGUUAGAAGAAAAAGUGGCAAAAGCAUUAGGUGGCCAUUCGGCUAGUUUACCAGCAUCACGUCACAAUAGUGUAUCGGAUUUAACCAUUUUAAAUGAAGAAAGUGCAUUACAUGUCAUUCGUAAUAAAUUGGAACAAGAACAUCAACAACAACAACAACUACAGCAACAGCAGCUGCAGCAGCAAUCACCAAUGAAAACGGCGACGAUGACGACUACAAGAAGUACACCACAUUCACCAUUGAAUGGUAGUCCAAGAAAUAGCCUGGAAGAUAUAUCUGAACAGGUUGCCAUUGUACAGAAAUCAUUAGAAUCAUCGAUAAUAUUAUCCGAUUCAACGGUUUCAUUAAUAUCAAUGAAUGAUGGACGUAAUGUUCGAUUGCCAAAAAAAUCGACAAUUCCAUCAUUAACAACACAACAUCCAGAAGAAGAGAAUGAUGAAAAUGAAAUAAAAAUUAUAGCUGAUGAUGAUGAUGAUGAUAAUAAUCAAACAAAAUCGACAUCAAUAAAAACAACUAUAAUGACAACAUUGGCUAAAAAACGAGCCAAUAUUUUACGUCGUGUAUCAUUACAAGAAUUGCCGACAAAUAUUCAUCAUGGUGGUAAUCGGAUUGAUAAUUCUGAGAAUUUGCAAUCAUCAUCAUCAUCAUCGACAACAACAGCAGCAGCAACAACAACGACAACAACAACUUUAUCAUCCCAAAUGAAAAAACCGAAAAUGUCUUGA